AUGAUCCAGGGAAUUUUCUACGCCCGCUUCUUUCCCAAGGAAGGGACCAAGAUUGUCGCGCAGAGCCCGCCCGGGUGCAUCGUGCCAGUGCCCGGGGUGAGCAAGCCUUGCCUGUUCGACUUUGGUGUGCUACAGGAGUACAUCAUCCCGCGCAAGGCCUUCUGCAACCGGUACAUGACGGUGGGCGACCCCGAAGGCAGGUCGUCGGUGCUGGGCUUCCCCGUGUCCAUCCCGAGCCCACGCUACGACCGCAACGAGUUCAUCUUCAACUUCGGCCUCGUCGUCGACAGCGACGUCGACCAGAUCCCCUACGAGCGCGUCGUACGCCGCCUCGCCGUCACCUUUGCCGAGAUGGAGCGCCAGAGCGGCUACCUCAGCCAGGACGACCUGAACCAGGCCAUGUCCGUGCCCGGCGGCGGCAGCGCCGGCAACUACAACAACAUGUACACGACGGCAAUCUACGAGCCCCUCGACACGUACCGGCGCAGGCCCAUCGCGUCGCUGCUCGAAAUCAUCAAGGAGGACCUCAACAACUACGGCGAGUGCAUGAUCCCCGUGGACGACGCCAACACGGUCAACAUGAAGCUGUUCCCGCACCACCAGCCGCCGCCCGAGGUCAAGGGGUGGCACGUGCCCGUGGCUAAGAUGAAGUUCGCCGACGUGGUCGACCCGACGUGGGAUGUGACGCUGCAGCGGGUCGUCGCGCACAUCGACGGCGUGUCCGACGUGCGCCGCAUCGCCUUCGCCGCCGACGUCUCGCUCGAGCUGACCCAGCUGGCCCUGCGCCACCUGCUCUACUAUGAUACCAUCCUGCUACUCGACAUGUUCUUCUUCGGCGCCUGCUACGCCCCGCGCCCGGGAAUCCACGACUUUGUCGCCAACCUCGAUAGUAUCGUCGACGAGUGCGCAAACUAUGUAUGUGUCGGCGCUGCUGCUGCUGCCGCUGCCGCUGCCGCCGCCGCCACUUCUGCUGAUUCCGGAGCUGGGAGGAGUCGUGGCGGUGGUGGUGGCGGUGGAGGACUAGCGGGUGACGACGGAGGGUUCCUACACCCGGACUCUAGCUUCGGCACACUAGGGCCAGCGGGAGGGGCAGCAGACGGCGACGUUGGCGACGGCGGCGUCGAAUCGUCGUCAACAGCCGCCGGUGAUACUGAGGACAGCGGCGGCGCCGGCGGGUACCGCAUAUCGAACUACCAGCUGAUCAAGCUGAUGACGACGUUCUGCGUGGGCAAGACCGUAGCGGAGUGGCUCAAGGGCCACAUGGACUCGGGGUUCGACGUGCUGCGCUUUGUCGACGUGCGGCGGCUGGUGCAGUUCGGCGUCAUCAAGGGCUGCCUGUACCGCGUGCACAAGCACGUCGUGUCCAAGCAGUACCUAGCGGCGCUAGCCACGGGCCACGCCCGGCCUGUUGUAGGCGGUGACCCCUUGCAGCAGUACACCGACGGCUGCCACACCUUCGACCAGAUCGUCACCGAGCUCAACUUGACCGACGCGGAAAUUACUGAUAAGCUCAAGACUCUGCCCAAUGCCAAGGCCGGCGACUUGACUGUCCUCUACAGGUAG
Molecule: messenger RNA, 1563 nt
Organism: Lasiosphaeria miniovina
Lineage: Eukaryota; Fungi; Ascomycota; Sordariomycetes; Sordariales; Lasiosphaeriaceae
Product: nitrogen permease regulator 2
Exons: 2
Coding region: 1-1563 (520 amino acids)
Biological process (GO): positive regulation of autophagy; negative regulation of TORC1 signaling
Cellular component (GO): vacuolar membrane; GATOR1 complex
Molecular function (GO): GTPase activator activity
Source: RefSeq, a predicted model, not a curated record